GCCAAACACUUAAAACCUCCUCCAGCCCCACCCUCUGUUCUCUCCUCACACCACUCCUCCCCCUCCAUCCCCUCCCUCCCCAUAAUUUCCAUAAUCCUUUCGCGUCUUCACCAUGUUUGUCUUCAAGCGAGAUGGACGCAAAGAACGCGUGCAGUUCGACAAGAUCACAGCCCGCGUAUCGAGGUUGUGUUACGGGCUCGAUCCGGAUCAUGUUGACCCGGCCGCCAUCACAAUGAAGGUCAUCUCGGGCGUGUACCAGGGCGUCACCACAAUCCAGCUCGACGACUUGGCCGCCGAGACAGCAGCCUACAUGACCACAACACAUCCGGACUAUGCCAUCCUCGCCGCGCGCAUCGCCGUCUCCAACCUCCACAAGCAGACCAAGAAGCAGUUCUCGGCCGUCGUCCACGAUCUCUACGAAUAUGAGAACCCCAAGAACGGCAAAAAACAGCCCAUGAUCUCGGAUCGCGUCUACAAGAUCAUCCAGGACCACGCCGAUGAGCUCAAUAGUGCCAUCGUCUACGACCGCGACUUCAACUACCAGUUCUUCGGCUUCAAGACACUCGAGCGCUCAUACCUGCUUCGCAUCAACGGCAAGGUUGCCGAGCGCCCCCAGCACAUGCUCAUGCGUGUCGCUGUUGGCAUCCACAUGGAGAAUAUCGAAAAGGCCAUUGAGACAUACGAGUACAUGUCGCAGAAGUAUUUCACACACGCCUCGCCCACGCUCUUCAACGCCGGCACACCCUCGCCGCAGAUGUCGUCCUGCUUCCUCAUCGACAUGAAGGAGGACAGCAUUGAUGGCAUCUAUGAUACACUCAAGACGUGCGCGUUGAUCUCCAAGACUGCUGGCGGGAUUGGCCUCAACGUCCACCGCAUUCGUGCCACUGGCUCCUAUAUCGGAGGGACCAACGGAACAUCGAACGGUCUCAUCCCCAUGCUCCGUGUCUACAACAACACUGCUCGCUACGUCGACCAGGGUGGCAACAAGCGCCCCGGUGCUUUCGCCAUCUACCUCGAGCCGUGGCACGCCGACGUCUUCGGCUUCCUCGACCUGAGGAAGAACCACGGCAAGGAGGAGGUUCGCGCCCGUGAUCUCUUCUACGCUCUCUGGAUUCCCGAUCUCUUCAUGCAGCGUGUCCAGGAGAACGGCGAGUGGACACUGAUGUGCCCCAACGAGUGCCCCGGUCUUGCUGACGUCUACGGCGACGAGUUCGUCGCCUUGUACGAGAAGUAUGAAAAGGCAGGCAAGGGUCGUGAGACUGUUCGCGCCCAGAAGCUCUGGUAUGCCAUCCUCGAGGCCCAGACCGAGACUGGUAACCCCUUCAUGCUCUACAAGGAUGCUGCCAACAGGAAGAGCAACCAGAAGAACCUCGGUACUAUCCGCAGCUCCAACCUGUGCACUGAGAUCAUCGAGUACACUGCUCCUGACGAGGUUGCUGUCUGCAACUUGGCUUCUGUUGCUCUCCCCUCUUUCGUCGACUACAAGCGCGGCGAGUUCGACUUCCAGAAGCUUCACGACGUCGUCCAGGUCUGCACUCGCAACCUCAACAAGAUCAUCGAGGUCAACCACUACCCCGUCGAGGAGGCACGCCGCAGCAACUUCCGUCACAGGCCCAUUGGCCUUGGUGUCCAGGGUCUUGCUGAUACCUUCCUCGCUCUUCGCCUGCCUUUUGAGUCUCCUGAAGCCAAGAAACUCAACAUUCAGAUCUUCGAGACCAUCUACCACGGCGCUCUGACCUCCUCUUGCGACAUCGCGAAGGAGCUCGGCCCAUACGCUACAUAUGAAGGCUCGCCUGUCUCACAAGGUCAGCUUCAGUACGAUAUGUGGGAUGUCACUCCCACCGAUCUCUGGGACUGGGCUGCGCUCAAGGAGAAGAUCGCACAGCACGGCGUCCGCAACUCACUGCUCGUCGCACCCAUGCCUACUGCCUCCACCUCCCAGAUUCUCGGCAAUAACGAGUGCUUCGAACCCUACACAUCGAACAUCUACUCUCGCCGCGUGCUUGCCGGUGAGUUCCAAGUUGUCAACCCCUGGUUGCUCAAGGACCUCGUCGACAUGGGUCUCUGGACCGAGAACAUGAAGAACCGCAUCAUCGCCGACGGUGGUUCCAUCCAGCGCAUCCCCAACAUACCUGACGAGAUCAAGACCCUGUACAAGACAGUCUGGGAGAUCUCGCAGCGUACCAUCAUCCAGAUGGCCGCUGACCGUGGUGCCUUCAUCGACCAGUCUCAGUCCCUGAAUAUUCACAUGAAGGAGCCUACCAUGGGCAAGAUUACAUCCAUGCACUUCGCUGGCUGGAAGCUUGGUCUCAAGACUGGCAUGUACUACCUCCGAACCAUGGCUGCUUCUGCGCCCAUUCAGUUCACCGUCGAUCAGGAGGCUCUUAAGGUCGCCGACACCAACAUUGCUCGCGCCCUUCCCUCCAAGAGGCGUCAGCCCGGCUUUCAGCAGGCUGGUGUUGGUUCACCCUCCCCCGCCGCUGCUCCCAUGCCCAUGUACGCCACCAAGACACCCAACGGUAUUUCGGAAGCACUGAACGGUGUGCCCACACCAUCGGCCACGCCGCCACCUGCUGCUGAGAACAAGCUCCCUCCUGCAUCGAACGUCCUCGCCAGCAAGCCCUUCAAGGCAGAUGUCGAGGAGGGCGACAGCCCCAAGCUCGUCGCUGCCGACGCUAUCAGCAAGCCUAUCGAAGAAGACGCCACAACUAAGGAUAAACAGUCUGAGGAUGCGGACGACGACUCCAAGGAGCGCGACGGCGACAUCUACGCCGAAGCUGCUCUCGCAUGCUCGAUAGAGAACCCCGAGUCCUGCCUCAUGUGCUCUGGUUAAAUGGAUGUUUGCUUCAAGGGUUGUAUAUGAUGUUAGACGUGGAUGCGGGCGACUGCCCUUGGUUCUCGGCGUUUGAGGUCCGGUUGGGUAACGCGUAACGCGCGAGGAGGCAUGAUUUCAUGAUUGGAUAGCGAUUUGUUGUUUGUUUCUGUAGUCUUAAUCCGUGUACACCACGUUUGUUCAACCUUGCGUCUGAUUGCGACCGUGGUGAACAUGGCGUUGGCAGUUCCUG
Messenger RNA from Didymella exigua CBS 183.55, 3065 nucleotides. RefSeq lists its product as uncharacterized. Bases 113 to 2833 code for a protein of 906 amino acids. Gene Ontology annotation, biological process: deoxyribonucleotide biosynthetic process; DNA replication. The transcript has 3 exons. Gene Ontology annotation, cellular component: ribonucleoside-diphosphate reductase complex. NCBI's taxonomy places the organism in Eukaryota, Fungi, Ascomycota, Dothideomycetes, Pleosporales, Didymellaceae. Gene Ontology annotation, molecular function: ATP binding; ribonucleoside-diphosphate reductase activity, thioredoxin disulfide as acceptor. The record is from RefSeq and is a predicted model, not a curated record.